This is a messenger RNA of Diabrotica balteata, 1638 nucleotides long. NCBI's taxonomy places the organism in Eukaryota, Metazoa, Arthropoda, Insecta, Coleoptera, Chrysomelidae. The record is from the annotation of a GenBank genome assembly.
ACCGGAAAAUUUUUUUUAACCUAAAAGUUUAUUAUUAUUAAAAAAAAUUGUUUGUUUAUUGAUGGAGGAAUUAUUAAAUGUUGAAUCAUUUUUUAAAUCUUCUCAAGUCCAUCUUUCUCGAGAAUGGCUCGAAAGCUGUAUACAGUGGUGCAAGGAAGAAAACCUCCCAUCAAAUUACACUUUAAAAGAUUUGCAAGUGAAUGUUUUUGAACAGUGGUUGCUCUUAGAUUUAAGGGAAGUAGAAGUAGCUUGUCUCCCAUUAGAUAUAUCCUCCAAAGUAAAAUAUAUUCUUCAAGGCAAAUAUGCCUUACAGUUAAUGCAAGUUGUUGAUAUAUCGAAACCUAAAUAUUUCCAACUACAGAGGAUCAGAAAUGGUGUACCUAAGAACCUUGAACAGGAAUCUGAGAAUUCCAAGAGAGUACUUCAACUCACUUUAACUGAUGGUGUACAGGAAGUUAUAGCUGUGGAGUACAAACCAGUAGAGUGUUUGAACCUUAAUCUCUCUCCAGGUAUAAAAAUAAGGCUAAUCGGACCAAUUCAGGUAAGGAGAGGAAGACUGAUGUUAGAAGAUAAACAUGUUAAAAUUAUUGGUGGUGAAGUGGAUACUUUACUCAUCUCUAAUGCUGCCGAAAAUAUUCUAGCCAAAAGUUUGAAUCAGCCAUUGAAUGAGAAACCCCAAAUUAUUAAAGAAAGUAUUUUGACUGCAGAUACAAAUAUAUUCAAUGAAACAGAGUUUUCCUCUACAACCCAAACCAGAAAUACCCAGAGUAAUGUGAUAAAUAAUACCCUACUUCAAAAUCAAAGAGCAAACAAUCAGUUUGAUAGCAAUAGAAAUUUAAAUACUCAUGUGAGUAGUACACCAAAACCAAAUACAGCCCCACCACAGUUCCAGAAUGUAGACGAUUUUGAUGAUGAUUUCAGAAUAGAUUCCGAAAUUGAAAUGCUCAUGGAGGCAGAAAGGGAUUUUGAAGGAGAUGUUAGUAUGACUAAAAAAACUAAAAGCAAAACUCCUGAUUUGUUUGAGGAUGAUUUUGAUUUUGAAGCUAUUGAUAUACCUAGCACUCUUAAACCUUCCACUAGUAAGAAUGCUGCAUCAAAUUUGAAUAAUUCUAAAAGUAUCAUUAAUAUAUCUGAUAGUAUAGAUGAAAAAAAUAACAGUGUGAGCACUACUCAACAGUCUGAUAAAAUAGGAACAUCCACUGCAAGUGCUCCUACGCCAGUGGUAUGGUCUGUUGAAAAGCUGGUUAAAACUAUCCCGAAUGUUUCUAACGGAAAAUUCAAAAUAAGAGCCAAAUUCAAAAAGAUAACUGAAAAAAUGACUGUAGUAGAGGACAAUUUCCAUUUAGUUGCAGAAGUAGAAGAUGAAGGUGCUUCAGUAGCUUUAAAAUUCCAUUCAGAUGUUGUUUCAGACUUGAUCGGUUGUUCAGUGCAAGAGUUUAUGGCGCUUAGGGAAGAGUGGUUACGAAGUAAUGUGGAGGCGAAGAAUAAAGUAUUAGGGGCCUUGGAUAGUUUGAAGAAUCGUCUUACAGAUCUAGAUAACGUACUAGAAGUCGUGGUCAAUGUCAAAGAAAAAUUUCCAGUUCUUGUAAAAAUAUUGUAAUUAUGUUAUUUAUAUUAAUAAUAAAUGUAUAUAUUUUU